Messenger RNA from Erigeron canadensis, 2931 nucleotides. RefSeq names its product subtilisin-like protease. Gene Ontology annotation, molecular function: serine-type endopeptidase activity. NCBI's taxonomy places the organism in Eukaryota, Viridiplantae, Streptophyta, Magnoliopsida, Asterales, Asteraceae. The transcript has 3 exons. The record is from RefSeq and is a predicted model, not a curated record. Gene Ontology annotation, biological process: proteolysis. The coding region runs from base 1 to 2931 and encodes 976 amino acids.
AUGGAUUAUAAUGAUGCUGAGCCCAGUAGUGACUCAAUCGGCGGACAUGAAAGCCCAGAUUGCAUUGAGUUGGAUUUGAUAAAUUAUGAAACUCAGUUCAAAGAUGAUGGGGCUGAAACAAAUGAGUUCCAUGAAGCUACAGAACCCCAGAUAGAAGAAAGACCAGCUCGAAAUAAGACUCAACCAUCGAGAUUCAAGGAUUUUGUGGUACAAGUCCCACCUUCGGUCAACCACCCCGCACCAACAUCAAGUCAAGUUGCCUCCACGGUUUGCUAUCCAAUCUCUAGCUUUGUUUCUUAUGAAAAAUUUUCAACUAAUCAUAAGGCUUUCUUAACUGCUAUCACUAAUAAUGAUGAGCCAAAAUCGUUCAAACAAGCCUCACAGGAUGUUCAUUGGCGUGAGGCGAUGCAAAAGGAGAUUAAAGCCCUAGAGAAAAAUGGAACUUGGACUUUGGAAAAUCUACCUGAAGGAAAGAGAGCAAUAGACUCCAAAUGGAUUUAUAAGGUCAAGUUCAAACCGAAUGGUGAAGUUGAAAGGUACAAGGCGCGUCUAGUUGCAAAAGGGUUCACUCAAAUGGAAGGCGUUGAUUAUCAUGAUACAUUUGCACCCGUAGCCAAGCUAGUAACCGUGCGAACUCUACUAGCAGUUGCCGUCAAACGAGACUGGAUCAUUCACCAACUCGAUGUUAAUAACGCCUUCUUGCAUGGAGAUCUCGACGAGGAACUUCACGAAAUUGGUACCACAAGUUCACUACUUUCUCCAGAGUUUGAAUUUCCGACAAUCCAAAGUGAACUCGAAACCUACAUUGUCCAUUUAGACUCAUCCAAGGGUCAAAAAUUCACUCAAAAACAAGAUCGUGAAAGCUGGUACCGCUCCUUUUUACCACAAACCACUAUGGGUUCAAAUGAUGAAAGUAGCAUCCUUUUUGCAUAUCAUAAUGUUCUCAAUGGGUUUGCAGCCAAGUUAUCAGCAGAGCAUGUGAAGGUCAUGGAAGACAUGGAUGGGUUCUUAUUUGCAAGGCCGCAAAGAGUGUACUCACUUCAGACGACUCAUACCCCCAAUUUCUUGGGGCUGCACCAAAAUAUGGGGUUUUGGUCUGGUUCAAACUAUGGAAAGGGUGUCAUAAUUGGUGUUCUAGACACUGGAACGACUCCGGGCCAUCCUUCUUUCAAUGACAAGGGAGUCUCUCCUCCAACGGCAAAAUGGAAAGGCAAAUGUGAAAUUGAAGGGUGUAACAACAAAUUGAUUGGAUUGAGGGAUCUUACUUCAGGUGGAAAUGAUACACGAUAUGACCAAGAUGGGCAUGGUACGCACACUUCCAGCACCGCAGGUGGGAAUUUUGUUAGUGGUGCAAAUGUAUUUGGAAAUGCUGAUGGGAACGCAGCUGGGAUGGCACCACUUGCACAUGUGGCGAUGUAUAAAGUUUGUACUUUGGAAGAUUGUUUAGAGAGUUGGAUCCUAGCAGGAAUGGAUGUAGCGGUUGAGGAUGGAGUUGAUGUGCUUUCCUUGUCACUAGGAGGAGACUCUUUCCCGUUCUAUCAAGAUGGUAUUGCUAUAGGUGCAUUUACGGCUAUACAAAAAGGUAUCUUUGUGGCUUGUUCCGCGGGUAAUUUUGGUCCUUUUAAUGCAUCAUUGGCAAACGAGGCCCCAUGGAUUCUGACGGUUGGGGCUAGUACCGUUGAUAGAAAAAUAAUCUCAACGGUUUCUCUUGGAAACAAGGUUAAUCUAGAUGGCGAAACAUUAUUUCAGCCUAAGAAUUUUCCUCAAACCUCAUUACCUUUAGUGUACCCGGGAUCAAAUGGUGUUCAAGAGACAGCGUGGUGUUUGGAAGGAUCGUUAGAUCAGGUUGACGUGAAAGGAAAGGUGGUAUUAUGCGAUAGAGGUAAUAUAUCAAGAAUUGAGAAAGGCCAAAUAGUAAAGAAUGCUGGAGGCGUCGCUAUGAUAAUAGCAAACCGAGCUCCGGAAGGAACUAGUACUCUAGCCGAUCCGCAUGUUCUUCCUGCGUCACAUGUCGGCUACAAAGAUGGAGUCACGAUCAAGACAUAUAUCCAGUCAACCGCAUCGCCUAUGGCCACUUUAUUAUUUCGAGGAACAGUUAUUGGAAUUGAUUCAGCUCCUGAGGUGACUUCUUUCUCGUCAAGAGGGCCUAGUCUAGCGAGCCCUGGAAUCUUGAAACCCGACAUUAUUGGCCCGGGAGUUAGCAUUCUGGCAGCAUGGCCCGUCUCAGUUGAGAACACAACACAAACAAGCUCUACAUUUAACAUGAUAUCUGGUACUUCAAUGUCUUGCCCUCAUCUCGCAGGCAUAGCAGCAUUGCUGAAAGCUGCUCAUCCUGACUGGUCACCUGCAGCAAUUAAAUCUGCGAUCAUGACUACAGCCGGUCAAGUGAGCCUAAAUGGUAAACCUAUUCAGGAUGAAAGGGAACUCCCUGCAGACAUCUUUGCCAUUGGUUCGGGCCAUGUAAAUCCAUCAAAAGCUACUGAUCCAGGUCUAGUUUUUGACGUUGCACCAGAUGAUUACAUUCCUUAUUUGUGUGGGCUGGGUUACACAAGCCAAGAAGUUGGGACUAUUGUGAAUAAAAAAGUCUCAUGCGAAAAAACCAUACCAGAAGGAGAACUAAACUAUCCUUCAUAUGUGAUCACAUUAGCAAAAGGCGAAAACAAAACAUAUUCAAGGACAGUAACAAAUGUUGGUGACGCUAAUUCUGUUUACACUAUAUCGGAACCAAAUUUCCAUAUCCCACCGGGUAUAGUAGUCAGAAUUCACCAUCCUGCUUUGGAAUUCACACAGGUAAACCAGAAGCUAACUUAUGAACUAACAUUUAGUCGUUAUAACAAUGUGGAGAUAAAUGUGCCUUACGACGAAGGAUUCAUAGCUUGGCAGGCGGGAAAAUACGUGGUUAGGACACCUUUUGUUAUCAAGUACGUAUAA